Messenger RNA from Acipenser ruthenus (sterlet), 11435 nucleotides. Its product is annotated as nuclear receptor corepressor 2-like. The coding region runs from base 527 to 8056 and encodes 2509 amino acids. The record is from RefSeq and is a predicted model, not a curated record. Gene Ontology annotation, biological process: negative regulation of transcription by RNA polymerase II. NCBI's taxonomy places the organism in Eukaryota, Metazoa, Chordata, Actinopteri, Acipenseriformes, Acipenseridae. The transcript is spliced from 47 exons. Gene Ontology annotation, molecular function: transcription corepressor activity.
UGGUGCUAAGGGGUGUACUGCGCCUUUAAGAACACAGAGUGGAAACGCUGUGUCUGGUAGUGUUGUCUUGCUGUUGGAAGCGGGCCAUCAAUCUUCCACUGUAUAUUUUCAGUCAGGGGCUGCAAAAAAGAAGGAAACCAAAGCAACAACACCACAAAACCCAGCAUGAUCACAAAGUUAGAUUGGGCGAGUGAGUGAGAGAAAGAGAGCGAGAGAGAGAGAGGUAGAGAGAGAGAAAGAGCGACUGGGGGAGCUCAAGAGAGAGAGAGAAGCACGGCACAGCACAGGCAGGCAUUUUAGAAGAGGAAGGAGAAGAGGAGAAACGGAGAAAACGUUAAUCUGUGGAUUACUGUCACAAGAGAAUACUGCGGGUGCCGAGAAAUCUUGAUAUAGGACAAUCGUGGUGGCCGCUUGUUUAUGGAGCUUUGUUAACUUUGCAAAAUGAGGACUCCUUGUCGGAUUUAGUAAGACUGAACGCAGAGCAAUAAUGAGCAGCUUGUAAAUCACCGUUAAAGGGACCACCACAAUGUCCAGACCUACACAGCCUGUGCCCCAGAACAGGAGGCCGGUGGACAGCCGUCCCCUCUCCAGUCCCCUGCACAUCCCCAUGCAGCUAGCCAGGGCUCGCACGGAUGUAGGAAUUGCGGAUUACCAUCAUCAUUCUAGAGACUACAAUUCUCACAUGUCUCAUGGGGCAAUGUCCCAGCCUUAUAGAAGAAGACCAUCUUUGUUGUCAGAAUUUCAGCCAGGAAAUGAAAGAGGUCAAGACCAGCACCUGAGGUACGAACAGAUUGGAUACAUUACUGAGUCAAACAACCAAUCAGAAGCUGAGUAUGCCGAGGCCAAGCGGCCAAGGUUGGAGCUGGCGGCAGAGUCCAUGAUGCGACACCCUGCCCACCUGUCCUCUUCCCAGCUCGGGGGAGCGGAAGAUGUGUCAAAGGAGCGUGGCGGUGGGAUAGGUAAACUGGAGCCCGUCUCCCCGGUAAGCCCUGCCCAGCUGGAGGGGGAGCUGGACCUGGUACCAGCCCGCUUCUCCAAGGAGGAACUGAUCCAGAACAUGGACAGAGUGGACCGCGAGAUCACUAUGGUGGAGCAGCAGAUCUCCAAACUCAGGAAGAAGCAGCAACAGUUUGAAGAGGAAGUGGCCAAACCCCAAGAACCUGAGCAGCCAAUUUCUCCCCCGCCAGGUGAAGCCAAGCAUCGCAGUCUGGUGCAGAUCAUUUACGACGAAAACAGGAAAAAAGCAGAGGAGGCCCACAGGAUCUUGGAGGGACUCGGUCCACGCGUGGAGCUGCCUCUGUACAACCAGCCUUCAGACACCAAGCAAUACCAUGAAAAUAUAAAAAUAAACCAGGCAAUGCGGAAGAAGCUAAUUUUGUACUUCAAGAGGAGAAACCAUGCUCGUAAACAGUGGGAACAGAAGUUCUGCCAGCGCUACGACCAGCUGAUGGAAGCCUGGGAAAAGAAAGUGGAUCGCAUCGAGAAUAACCCGCGGCGGCGCGCCAAGGACAGCAAAGUGCGCGAGUACUACGAGAAACAGUUCCCUGAGAUCCGCAAGCAGAGAGAACUGCAGGAGCGCAUGCAGAGCAGGGUCGGACAGAGGAGUGGAGGCCUCUCGACAUCGGCGGCGCGGAGCGAACACGAGGUGUCCGAGAUCAUUGAUGGCAUUUCAGAACAGGAGAACUCGGAGAAGCAGAUGCGUCAUCUGGCCGUGAUCCCACCCAUGCUAUUUGACGCAGAGCAGCAGCGAAUCAAAUUCAUCAACAUGAACGGCCUCAUGGACGACCCCAUGAAGGUGUACAAGGACAGACAGGUCAUGAACGUGUGGAGCGAGCAGGAGAAGGAGACCUUUCGAGAGAAGUUCAUCCAGCACCCGAAGAACUUCAGCUUGAUCGCUUCGUUCCUGGAGAGAAAGACUGUGGCGGACUGUGUCCUGUUUUACUAUAUUACCAAGAAAAAUGAAAAUUACAAAAACAUCGUGAGAAGAAACUAUCGCCGCCGCGGAAGGAGCCAGCAGCAGCAGCAGCAGCAGCAACAGCAGCAACAGCAGCAACAGCCGCAGCAACAGCAAGUGAGCCGCAGCAGCCAGGAAGAGAAGGAUGAGAAAGAGAAAGAGGGAGAGAAGGAGGAGGAGAAAGCAGAGCUAGACAACGAUAAGGAUGACCCUCUGAAGGACAGAAGCGGGGACACCUCGGGAGAGGAAGGGGAAGACAAGGAGCCCACUGUCGCUUUCAAGGGCCGCCGGACCGCCAACAGCCAAGGGCGGCGCAAGGGGCGCAUCACUCGCUCAAUGGCCAAUGAGAACGAGGAGGCCUCCGCGCCACAGCUCAGCAACGAACUUGCUAAUCUGGAGAUGAAUGAAAGCUCUCGCUGGACAGAGGAGGAAAUGGAUACCGCCAAAAAAGGCCUUCUUCAGCAUGGCAGAAAUUGGUCUGCUAUUGCCAAAAUGGUGGGCUCCAAAACUGUGUCCCAGUGCAAGAACUUCUACUUUAACUACAAGAAGAGGCAGAAACUGGAUGAAAUUCUGCAGCAACACAAAAUGAAAGUGGAGAAGGAGCGCAACGGCCGACGGAAGAAGAAGAACGCAGCGGCGGUGCAGAGCGAGGAGGCCAGCGCCCCGUCUGCAGCAGAGGAGGAGGAGAUGGAGGGGUCGGGGGCCAGCGGCAACGAGGAGGAGAUGGCCGAGGACGCAGAGGGUGCAGCCAAUAACAGCUCAGACACAGAAAGCCUCCCAUCUCCCAGAUCUUCAGAGGAAAGCAAAACCAAAGACAACAGCAAUGAAGGUAACAGGCCCAAGUCAACUCCUGGAACUGGAGUAGAGAACAGCGAUGGACCCAGUGCUGGAUCAGACGACACUGCGGCUGGAGAGCCCCAUAGAAUUCCAGACAAGACCUCUGCUCAGAGCAGCAAGCCUAAGGAGCAGAAAGAGGUGAAAGUUGAAGUCGAGGAGACUCUCAAAGAAGACCUCAUUAAGAGUGAAGCCUCUGAGGACUCAAAGGAGCAGCAGUCUGACUCUACUGACAAGAAACCAGCCGUGGAUAUUGAGGCAGGCAAAAGGACAGCCAAGGCUAUGAAAGUGGAAAACCAGCAUGGACACAAGGCUGGCGCGAACACUGACAGUGACUCUAGCGCCACCUGCAGUGCAGAUGAAGUAGAGGAGCCGGAUACCUCAGACAAGAACAGGAUAACCUCGCCUCGGCCAAGCCUGCUGAAUUACUCCCACGACACUGUCAUAAACUCACCGCUGCAGAAGCCGAUGGACCUCAAACAGCUAAAACAGCGGGCUGCAGCCAUCCCUCCCAUUAUGCCCGAGGUGUCCCUUCAGGGAACGCCCCGCAGCGGGAAGCCUCAGGCUCCUCACCACGCCUUGGCCCUAUACCAGCAACAAAUUACAAUGGUGCAUGAAUCUGUGCAGGAGAAUAAGGCAGCGAUAAAACAGCAGCAGCAGCAGCAGCAGCAGCAGCAGCAACAGCAACAGGCUGAAAGAGAGAAGCAGCUGAGCAGCAGCCCUCGGAUCAAAACCAGGAGCCCUGCAGCCCCCAGCGACAGAGAAGAAAUCAAUGAGAACGAGAGAUGGCUGCAGACUCUGCUACAUGGAUUGCAUAAACAAUCUGCCUACUCUCCAGAAGGGAGGAAGCAGAGUGGGGAGCAGGAUUUGAGGCCUACCAACCUGUCUAGGCCCACAUUGUCGCCAUACCAGCAUUCUCCAAGAGAGAUGCCCAAAAUCUCCUCUCACCCUGAGCCUCACCUAUUGCAUUACAACCAAGGUUAUCAGACUGCGGCUCACCACAUGCCAAUAAACUUGCAGCAGGACAGCGGUGGACUGGCAGCAGUCAGACCCCUCCAAAUCCCCAACCCCCCUCCGCUCAUCUCGUCAACCAAACCCCCCGGCACGCUGGAGAGGCCGGGGGGCUCCAUCACACAGGGCACACCUGUUCAGCUUCACAGUUCGGCUUAUGUCUCUGAGCGUGGAAAGGACUCUGCAGGUUCGCUCACCCUGGGGAUGCCCUGGAUGGAUCACAAAAAAACGGUGAAACAGGAGCAGCUUUCUCCUCGCAGUCAAACGAUCCAGGCGGAGAGCAUGCUUACCCAAGAGAGCACCAUUAUCAGGGGGUCCUCCAUCUCUGCAGUGCAAGGGGGCAGCAUUACCAAGGGAAUCCCCGGUACCAGAAUCCCUCAGGAGGCACCAAUGACCUACAGAGGGUCCAUCACUCAGGGCACUCCGGCAGAGGUCCUGUACAAAGGUACCAUCGCAAGGAUAAUAACUGAAGACAGUCCCAACCGAGCAGAGCGAUCGAGAGAGGAGGCCUCGAGUAAAGGACACGUCAUCUACGAGGGAAAGAUCGGCCACAUACUGUCCUACGAUGGUGCUGGCCAGAACUCUAAAGAGGAAAGCAGGGGGCCGAGCGCCCCCCCCGAGGCGACGGGAAUGAAGCGCUCCUAUGACAUGAUGGAAGGAGGAAUCUCCAGAGGGUUACCUGUACGGGACUCCCUGUCUGUCAACUGUGAAGGGCUGAUUGGUCGAGCCAUGCCACAGGACAGACACAGUCCUCACCAGUACAAGGAUGCGCAUCACAUCCGGGGAUCAAUCUCACAAGGUAUACCUCGCCACAUGGAGCCCAUGGAGGAUUAUCUCCGAAGAGACGGCAAACAAUUAAAGAGAGAGAACACUCCUCCCCGAGGCCCGCCCCCUGAGGCUCUCAAAGGAAGGCACGAAGUUGCCACGGUGAAGGAGCCAGGCAGGUCCAUUCACGAGAUCCCGCGAGAGGAAAUGCGGCACAUUCCAGAGGUUUCCAUAGCGACAAAGCCUGCCAAAGAGGGAUCUAUUACCCAGGGCACCCCAAUGAAGCAUGACAGCAGUUCCAGUAAAAGGCACGAUGUGCGUUCGAUCAUCGGGAACCCCUCGCGGUACCACCCGAUGCAGCACCACCUGGAGAUGCUGCAGGACGCGCGGGCGCGCUACGAGGAGAGCCUCAAGGGCCGGCCCAGCGCGGUGGUCAGCACCCCGGGCUCCAUCUCCCGCGGCUCCCCGGUCAUCAUCACUGAGCCAGGCAAGGCCCACCACAGCCCCCUGGCCUACGAGGACCACAAGGCCGCACACAGGGCCGCAUUCGCUGGGCACCCCCACCGCUGCUCUCCUGUAUCGUCAAGGGAAUCCGCAGCCAGGCAGCACGAGAGCAGUGGGAUGAGUUCAGGGAAGGCUCAGUCUCAGGAGAGGAAGUCCACGCCCACACCAAGGGAGGUGAGCGCCACCAAGUCCCCCCACACCGGCGUCCAGGACCACCACCCCUCGCUGGCCUCCUACGAGCAGCUGCUGCGGGGCGUGGGUGCGGCUGAGCUGUACCGCGGGCAGAUCCCCCUGACCUUCGACCCUGCCUCCCUGCCCAGGGGCAUCCCAAUGGAACCAGCCUACUACCUUCCUCGGCACCUCGCCCCCAACCACGCCUAUGGGCACCCCUACCCGCCCUACCUGAUCCGUGGGUUCCCCGAGACGGCCGCACUGGAGAACAGACAGACCAUCCUCAACGAUUACAUCACCUCCCAGCAGAUGCACCACGCCGCAGCCGCUGCCAUGGCCCAGAGGGCCGACCUGCUGCGUGGGCUGUCGCCUCGGGAACAGGCCCUGGCUCUCUCCUACUCUGCAGGCCCGCGGGGGAUCAUUGACCUGUCUCAAGUUCCACACUUGCCUGUCCUGGUGCAGUCUAGUGCUGGUGCAUCAGCGCCCCCUAUGGAUCGGAUCACGUACAUCCCUGGAGCGCCCUCUGCCUACGGGAGUAGGCCUUACAACACCUCCCCGAUCUCACCAGGUGGGCCAUCUCACAUGACCAAAAUGCCCGGGACACCUUCGUCAGAGCGGGAACGAGAACGGGAAAGAGAGCGAGAGCGGGAGAGAGACAGGGACAGGGAGAGAGACAGGGACAGGGAGAGAGACAGGGACAGGGAGAGAGACAGGGAGAGGGAGAGGGAGAGAGACAGGGACAGAGAGAGAGACAGGGACAGGGACAGGGAGAGGGAGAAGCCUACUCCGUCUGCUGCCAACGAGAAGCAUGCCCCCAUCUGGAGACCCGGCACAGAGCAGAGCAGCGGCAGCAGCAGCAGCAGCAGCAGCAGCCACCCCCCCACACAUUCCUACAGCCUCCAGCACUCCCCGGUCUCCCCGCGCACCCAGGACAACAUCCAGCAGAGACCCAGCGUGCUGCACAAGACGCUCCCCUUGCCCACCAGCGAGUCAACCACACCCUCCGUGCUCAGGUCUAUGUCCUCAGCAGGCUCCCCAGCAGGCCGAUACACUGGGUAUAACCCCCAGCUUCAGAGACCCAUCAGCUCAGCAGAGACUUACCAGUCAGGCAUGGACCCUGCCAACGUGCCCAAAGGGGACUUAGGGAGGGGGCAUGAAGGAGGCAAGGCAGAGCGCCACCACAACAGGGCGAGCAGCAACAUCAUGAUGCCAAAGCACGCCCAAGAGCACGCAGCCUCACCCGCCAAAACUGAGCCCAGGACAUUGAUUGCCACACUGGGCGCGGGCUACAACAGCCAGUACCAACCGCAACAGGGUCGAAACCAUCAUGUACUACCCAACCAGCACCCGCACACCCUGCCCUCCUCGGACCCGGCCGCCAACGAGCACCCCAGUAGGGACAAUACUCAAAACAAAGCCGUUUCGGUUCAGGAACAGGAGCUCCGAGCACUCGGUAAGACCACCAUGACUGCGGCCAACUUCAUAAACGCAAUUAUCAUGCGUCAAAUUCCUUGCGAUAAGGGGAAGCGAGAGAGAGGCUCGCUCGCUGCCAGCUCCGCUUGUGAUGUUCAACAGAAGAUGUCUUCAGAGUCCCAUCUCCAGCAUUUCCGCACUGUACCUGAAGGGUACCAGUCACCAGGUCACCCCACACAGCAACAGCAGCCCUCCUCCUUCAAAGGGCAUCAGAGAGUCGUCACCUUGGCUCAGCACAUCAACGAGGUGAUCACGCAGGACUACACCCGUCAGUACCCCCAGCAGCUGAACUCCCAGCCCCAGCAGCAGGGCUACCCCUUCCAGAGCUCCCCAGUGCUGGACCUGAGACGCACCCCCAGUGAGCAGCUCUCCCAGCAGCAGCAGGAGCCUGGCCAGAGUGCCCGCUACACUCCGGAUGGGGCAGGCAUGGACAGGGGCCGUGACAGGUCUCCGCUGCAGAACAAGGUGUCACCAAUGAGUGGGUCAGGAGAUGGCAUUGAACCCAUCUCCCCAGCAGGGGGCCUAUCUGAGUCCGAGCAGUCCCAGGGCCCUGGCUGUCACGGGGAUCAAGGAGAUCAAUCAAUGGGCUCCCGCUCUCCGGCGAACAGCUCGCAGCCCCCAGCCUUCUUCAGCAAGCUGACGGAGAGCAACUCUGCCAUCGUCAAGUCCAAGAAGCAGGAGAUGUUCAAGAAGAUGAGCGCAGUCAGUGGAAAUGAGCCGCACUUCAACACUGGACAGCCAGGAACUGAAAUAUUCAAUAUGCCAGCUUCGACGACAGCAGGGCCAAUCAGUAAUAGAAGCCACAGCACUCCAGAACAUUCCAGUAACAACAUAGGCUUGGAGGCAAUAAUUAGGAAGGCCCUAAUGGGUAAAUAUGAUGACCAAGGGGAGGAGCGUGCCGUUGCUAUUAACACUCUGGCUGCCAGUGCAAGUGUGCCUGCUGCUAUCCCCAUUGCUGCUGCUGAUGGACAGAAUGAGGACAUUCACUCCUUGGCAGCUGGAGGGAAGCCAAAGGGCAGCGGCCGGUCGAAUAGCCGGAAAAGCAAGUCUCCGGGCCCCGGCCUGUCCGGCGGCGAGAGGCCUUCAUCCGUCUCCUCUGUGCACUCCGAGGGUGACUGCAACCGCCGGACACCACUGACCAACCGGGUCUGGGAGGAUAGGCCCUCCUCCGCAGGUUCGACUCCCUUCCCCUGCAAUCCACUGACAAUGCAACUCCCCACCGGCCUUGUAGCAGCCCCUUCGACAAUUCAGCAGGGCAGCGCUAGCGGUCCCAACAGAGUGUGGGACGAGGAACCAAAGCCACUGCUCUGCUCCCAGUAUGAGACCCUUUCGGACAGCGAGUGAGCCGCAGAGACUGCGGGUCUGCUGCAGAUUCAUCACGGACGUUGUCUGGGGAACCAGUUUUAAGAGGAGCUGGGUUUUUAUGUCCUUGCUGGCCUUAAGGGGAAGCACACACACACACACACACACACACACACACACACACACACACACACACACACACACACACACAUUAACAUUAAGGCUUUCUCUGUUCUCAAAUCAUUGGCUGUGAACUGGGACUGGCUGACCUUACUGUCAAGACGACCACAAAACAUAUGUAAAGAAUUCUGGGUAAUGAACAUGUGUUUCACCAGCCUUCCCAACAUACCUACGGGGCUGAAGCUUGCUAGUGGAAGGUACUGUAGCAACCUGUAACCCUUGAACUAAAACAGGACCAGCGAAUGCUAUUGUUUGGGUAAUUGAACAGAACUGUUGAACUCAUUCGAUUCUAAAUCAGUGUCAGUCAGUGGGGGUGGGGACAUACAUUCUCAAAGCACUGGAUUAUCAGCUCAGAUAUCUUUAACAGCUGAACAUGCAGAAGCAUAGCGAAAAUAACUGUUCCAGGAGUUUAUUCAGCACCAAAUCACCCCAAAUCCUAUUCGGUUUCAAAGGUUGGCCCUUCUAGUCUAGGGGGCAUUUACAGGUUGGUAAAGCACCUCAGCACAGGACUGAAGAGGACAGUUCUACACACCACUGUGUGUCCAGGUGGCUGCACUGUAUCAGUUACAUGGUCAACAACUGGAAGUGAUGUAAUCACUGUAUUGUAUGUAUCCUGUGGUUAGAUAAUUAAGGGUUUGAUCUAUUCUAAAGCAUCAGAGAGAUCUUCCCAAACUAAAUGAACAGUUACAGUUUGUUUUCCCUUUGUUAACCAUUACAAGAGUAGAAUGUGUGUCACGGCAGCACAGUUUUUACUGCAGUUUGUAAACGAGCUAUGCAGAAUGUUCUUCAGAGGGAGUCUAAUCAUUUUCUUGUAUAGGCACUUACUGCAAGACGUUGGUAUACUAAAUUUACAUGGUACACCGUCUGUGUAACCACUGGACACUUGUCACUGUUGCACAAUAGGUUGAAGUUAGUAGCAUUUAAAAACAGCCAGGGGGCAGUGGCAGGCUAGUUUUCUAAGGCCAUUCACAUGCUUACUUGAACUUUCCCCAGUAACAUUAAAAAAAAAAAAAAAAAAAAAAUACAGAAUAAAAUAAAUUGACCCCCUCUGCUGGUAGCAAUGUGGUAUUACAAUCUUAGCAGUGCAUGGUGUUGCACUGGCCUGUCAAUCUGAGAAACAGUUCUACGACAUGCUGUUGAACCAACGUUAUACACAUUUCUGUUUAUUAUUAUAAUUAUUAUUGUUAUUAGAAACAAAAAAAAACGUUUUGUUUAUGUACAUUUAUAAAAUAUUUUAGUGUUAAAGUGCCAUUGCUGUAACAUACACAAUACAGAAGUGAAUUUACCAAGUGACUACGCACAAGUGUUUUAAAAUGCCAAGGUGUACAUGUUUAGAGGUACUGUAUUACAAAUCUGAAGAGAUUCCCUUUUUGUUAAAUCACAAUCAUAAAUGUGAAACUGCAUCUGCAGUAGAACAAACGAACCUGUUGGAUGUUUAACUAAUGGUGUUCUAUAAAAUCAAGACUUUUCAAAAAACAGCAUCAGCACCACAGGAAGAAAAAACAAAAGGAAAGUGACUGCAGUUUGUUAAAAUAUUCAAGUGAUUAAACCUAGAGAACCAUGUGUACUGCUAAGACUUUACCUUUCUGUUAUGUAAAGACUUCUUUUUGAACGGUUCAUGCUAUAUUAUAAUUCAGAUUUCACCUGUAAGCUUGGUUUUAAUCAUCAUUUAAAAUGUAUUGUAUAUACGUUAUUGUAUCUUGCAGUCCCUGGUUUGCAAUUCACAAAAAAACAAUCUUCAAAGCCAAACUCUAAUGCAGUGUUGAAAGCGGCAGUAACAUUGUCAUUUCAAUAUCCUAACAUUCAUACAGGUGUUUUUAUUUUUAAAAGGUUAUUGUUACAAAUACGAGACUGUUGCAUCGCUGCUGAGGUGGAAAGUGUUAGGAGUGAAGUUUUCAUUUUCUUUAACUUGAAAGUUGUUUUGUUUUCAAGCAGAGCUGGCCAGUUUUAUGAUUUGGAAAAUACUGUACUGUUUAAAAAACAAAAAAAAGAAAAAAAAAAAUCUGACAAUGAUUUUGAAUUGUUCCCCCCCUCCCCCCCUCCCAUACGGUUACCUUCUUGAGAUACGUUUCCAGUCAGGCAGAAGGACUGAUCUGUUUACCCUUCAUUACUAAGCAAAUCUGUGUUGCCAAACAUCUUGUGAUCUGAUUGUUUAACCUUACCGAGGUGGAGGUUGGAUCAACAAUUGUGAUCAGUUGUGGUUAAUCCCUUGGUGCUUUACUCAGGUCCCAGAAACACUUAUCAAAUGUAGUCCUGGUCCAUGUUUUUAACCCUUUCCCUUUAGCGUAUAAAAACCCGACAAAAAACGACAGAUAACAGUUGCAAAGACCUAGCCGAAGACAGCCAUGUAGGCCGCUACAACAGCCUCAGCAAAAAAUAAAAUGGACCUCUAUCCAGUUAACUUUGUGGACUUCUUCAAAAAGAACCAUUAACCAAGUUCAACACACCUCUGGUAAACAAUACUAUGAAAUACUAUACUGUGCUAUACAGUGUUAUCUGUAACUCAGUCCUGUGAAUGAACCUGUCCUAUGAGUGAACACUUCUCUGAUACCAGGACUGUUUGGUCUUAAUGCACCGGUUGCCUGCCGACUAUCAUUGCCAUCGGAGUAGAGCGAUUAGGCUGUUUGUGUCCCGACUACAAAUCUAUAUUAUUAAAACUGGCCGCAAAGCAAAAACAUCAGUCGAAUUGAAGGGGGGAUGCUAAGGAAAUAACAGUACCAGAAACACACUGUUCAUUUUUUUCUUUUUCAAACAGUUUUCUUACUUUUAAAGUCAUUGUUUAAGCAUCUGGUUAUUUCUUUUUUUUUUUUUUUGUGGAAUGUGUCUUUUUGUGCUGCCUGCUAUUGUUUCUAUUGAUUGUGCAAUCAGACGAACGAUUUUAUGUUCGAAAGCAAAAGUGAAAAAUGUUAGUGUUAUUUUUUUUUGUAAUUAAAAUGAACGAGUAAGGCCAAUCUAUUGUCUCAACUGUACAACAAGGGGGAAGGAAAAAAAAAGUCUAUCUUUUGUACAACCAACAUUGUGCAUGUUGAUCUUUCGAACCCAGUGUAUGAUAGAAUGGAGUGUAUAUAGAACUGAAGAGAUGUACAUAUUUAUGUGGCUUGCUACAGGGUUGUUUUUCUUCAACAGAAGGAGAUUUUGUUCACUGUUUUACUCAACAUGCCCACCAGCAAGCAUUGUGGGUAGCAGUGUUUUUACACUGCCUUAAUGUUUAAAUAAAAAAGCUUAUUGCCAGCAAAGACAA